GUUGCAGCCAACAGCAGCCAUGUUUUCCUCCUUACUACUCUUGUGUAAGAAAGAAAUUAUUCCUACCAUUUCAUUUCAUUAGGGAAAAAAAAGGGUCGGAUAUUUGGUAAGUUUAGCUAUAAUAAACCCCUUAAAACUCUUGGUCCUCCCCUCCCUGCCUCCCUCUUCACUCGCCGCUUCAGCUUUAAAAAAAAAAAAGCAAAAACCCUUUGCCUGUUGCUUACUUUUUAAUCUCUUCGCCUCCAACCAACUCAAUUCCCUUUCAGUAACACACUCACAGUAUGAAUACCUGCAGUGGAGCUAUCAUGGGUUCGAUUCAACAGUCUGUAUGGAUGAAAGAAUCUACUUUCCUUCCAAAAGGACCUUGUGUCGGUGGCGUUUUCCGUCAGGUGAAUCUCGGGUCACUUAAGCCUUGUAGGUUCUCUAAAAUUGAAGCUAGUUUGGUUACUGGAAGGCCAUCCUCCCCUGCUGUGCCGGUCACGAUUCCUGAAGGUAAUGGAAGCACCUUUGCAGACCCAGAAUUGGGAAAUAUUGAUCCUGAAGUUAGUGAAAUAAUAUACAAUGAAAAGCAACGACAGUUUAAAAGCUUAGAGCUUAUUGCAUCGGAGAACUUCACAUCCCGUGCUGUUAUGGAAGCAGUUGGUUCAUGCCUUACAAACAAGUAUUCUGAAGGACUUCCCGGCAAAAGAUACUAUGGUGGAAAUGAGCAUAUUGACGUAUUGGAAACACUUUGCCAAAAGAGGGCUCUGGCAGCAUUUCAUCUGGAUGAAAAUGAGUGGGGAGUGAAUGUUCAACCGUUAUCUGGUUCACCUGCUAAUUUUGAGGUUUAUACGGCUAUACUCAAACCUCAUGAUCGUAUAAUGGGGCUGGACUUGCCUCAUGGAGGACAUUUGUCUCAUGGAUUCAUGACUCCUAAACGAAGGGUUUCAGGAACAUCUAUAUAUUUCGAAUCUAUGCCUUACCGUCUUGAUGAAUCUACAGGCCUAGUUGAUUAUGACAUGCUUGAGAAAACUGCUACCCUAUUCCGCCCAAAACUUAUAAUAGCUGGUGCUAGUGCUUAUCCCCGUGAUUUUGACUAUCCCCGCAUGAGAAAGAUUGCAGAUUCUGUUGGUGCUUUUCUGAUGAUGGACAUGGCUCAUAUUAGUGGACUCGUUGCUGCUUCUGUGGUUGCCAAUCCUUUUGAAUACUGUGAUAUUGUAACUACUACAACACACAAGUCUCUCAGAGGACCCAGGGGCGGUAUGAUCUUCUUUAAGAAAAAUCCUGUUUUGGGAGUCGAAUUAGAAUCUGCCAUCAACAAUGCUGUUUUCCCAGGUUUGCAGGGUGGUCCACAUAAUCAUACAAUAGGAGGACUAGCAGUUUGCUUGAAGCAUGCUCAGUCUCCAGAAUUCAAGGCUUACCAAAACCAGGUUGUUUCAAAUUGCCGAGCUCUUGCUAAACGACUGGUGGAGCUAGGAUACACAUUGGUUUCUGGAGGGAGUGAUAAUCACUUGGUUCUUGUGGAUCUCAGACCAUUGGGUCUUGAUGGAGCCAGGGUUGAAAAAGUUCUAGACCUGGCUUCAAUAACCUUGAACAAGAACUCGGUACCAGGGGACAAAAGUGCACUUGUGCCUGGUGGCAUACGAAUUGGUGCGCCAGCCAUGACAACUCGUGGUUUCACCGAAAAAGAUUUCAUUUUUACGGCUGACUUGAUUCACGAAGGGGUGCAGCUGACACGUGAGGUCAAACAGUCUGUCAAUGGAACAAAGCUUCAAGAUUUCAUGAAGUUUGUAGCUUCUUCAGAUUUUAGCUUCUCAGAUAAAGUUUCAGAGCUAAGAAAUAGAGUUGAGGCGUUGACAACCCAGUUUCCGAUCCCCGGUUUGUGAAAUCUAGAAUGAAACCAAAACGGCUACAUAUUAGGAUAAAACUGAUGCUCGAAGUAAGCACUUGGUGUUGGAUGUUGUUUGUCAAGUAUCUUGAGAUGUUUUGAUCAGAAGUUCUGUAACUUAAAUUUUUGAGGUCUAUUAAGUUUUAAUCCUCCAAGAGGUUAAUGUUGUCUUA
Messenger RNA from Erigeron canadensis, 2040 nucleotides. Its product is annotated as serine hydroxymethyltransferase 3, chloroplastic. Bases 282 to 1865 code for a protein of 527 amino acids. The record is from RefSeq and is a predicted model, not a curated record. The transcript has 12 exons. Gene Ontology annotation, molecular function: glycine hydroxymethyltransferase activity; cobalt ion binding; pyridoxal phosphate binding. Gene Ontology annotation, cellular component: cytoplasm. NCBI's taxonomy places the organism in Eukaryota, Viridiplantae, Streptophyta, Magnoliopsida, Asterales, Asteraceae. Gene Ontology annotation, biological process: L-serine catabolic process; tetrahydrofolate interconversion; folic acid metabolic process.